Messenger RNA from Botrytis porri, 534 nucleotides. RefSeq lists its product as uncharacterized. Bases 1 to 534 code for a protein of 177 amino acids. The transcript is spliced from 2 exons. The record is from RefSeq and is a predicted model, not a curated record. Lineage: Eukaryota; Fungi; Ascomycota; Leotiomycetes; Helotiales; Sclerotiniaceae.
AUGUCAUCUCCAACACGUCGAUCAUCAGCAUUAUCACCAUCUCCUCCGCCAAAACUCCACUCUCCAAUACUUCUUGAAGCUCCUAAGGAAAGCGCUGUAGUGAGGUUCAUAAUCGCCCCCAUUACCUUCAUUUCAUUCCUCAUAUCUCUCUUGAUCAUCGAUAGCCGUAAUAGUUAUCUUCGCAUUCACCAACACUCGGAAACCCGGAAAUAUUCCAAUACUUUUAUCGGGCGCAUUCAAGAAUUCCUUCACCGAUUGAUAUACAAACCACAACCAUAUGCAUAUAUCAAAUCACCAUCUCAAGGACAGAAUGCGGGAGGGAUCAAGAGGAAGGAAGAGGAGCCAUGGCAUUGGAACACCAAACAAAAGAAAAUGAUAAAAAUGGAGGUUUCGGAUGCUUUUAAGUUGAGACAAUGGGUAUUAGUGGGAAUGGCCGUUGUCGCGACAGGAGUUGGGUUAGUGGUUUUGUAUCUUGGGAAUUGGAUAUGGCAAAUUUCGUAUCGAGAUGAUCUGGACAGCUACUCGACAUUUUGA